CUCUCUCUCUCUCUCUCUCUCUCUCUCUCUCUCUCUCUCUCUCUCUCUCUCUCUCUCAGGAAGGUUCAGCCUCUUACUGGACGGAGCUCUGAGGAAUGGACAUGCCUUUCUCUCUGCGGACAGAUCUGAUGCUAGCUCCCCAUCUCCUGCCGUGGACGCGCGUUGUACACGCUUUGAGUGCACACUUGCUGACCUUGUGUGAAUAGGUUUACUCACAGGCUGCUGGGAUCAGUUCUGGGCUUUUCUCUGAAGGCUGGAGCAGAACAUCAAGCCAGGGGCCGAACGCACUACAAACACACUCGCCCGGCCCUGCUGGUCCAGCCACUCUGAUGAACUUCUCAUAUACGACUGCACUCAAAAAGAUGACCCAGCAGAGCUGCCUGGCUUCUAAACUCAUGUUGACAUGAAUCACACUUGCACUGUAUGUUAAGUGACCGGAUCCCUCUUUUCCACGAUGGUAGAUCUUUCCAAGCUGACUGGCGCAUUAUAGCACAUGCUGAGCAUCCUCACCAAGACCAGUGAAGCCUGUGCUGAGGAAUUAUCUGUGGAGAGGACCUGCGCCGGGCUGAUAGGGAGCCGCAGAGCGAGGAGGAGGGACAGGAGGGCCACUGCAAGGUGAGCAUUGAGUCGGGGGGGAAGGGACACCGGAGGCUGGUCGCCCGCAAUGCCUUCAUCCACCAUGCAGAUGCUCGCCUUCGUCCUGGCAUUGCUUGGGGUUCUGGGUGCCACUGUGGCCACUCUGCUGCCCAACUGGAAGGUGAGUGCCGAUGUAGGUUCCAACAUCAUGACGGCGAUCUCGCAGAUGCAAGGGCUUUGGAUGGACUGCACCUGGUACAGUACCGGAGUGUUCAGCUGCACCCUCAAGUAUUCCGUCCUAUCCUUGCCUGCUUAUCUCCAGACUGCCCGAACCACCAUGGUCCUCUCCUGCAUGAUGGCCACACUUGGGCUCUGCCUGGCCGCCCUGGGGCUCAAAUGCACCCACUGGGGGGGCAGCCACCGCUCCAAGGGACAUACAGCCCUAGCAGCAGGGGCUUGCUUCGUCAUUGCCGGAGUCCUGUGCCUUGUCCCUGCAUCCUGGUUUACGAACGAGGUCAUCACCACCUUCAUGGACUCCAAAGUGCCCAAGAGCAGCAAGUACGAGCCAGGGGGAGCUGUUUACGUUGCAUUUGUUUCUGCCGGGUUUUUCUUAGCCGGAGGCAUGAUCUUCUGCCUGUCGUGCCCGAGAAACAGAAACGGUCCACUGGACUCUGGCUCGUCCCACCCAGACAAGCUAUUACGGCAGGUGGUCAACGACCGGCACAAACAGAAGCAGCACCGGGAACAGCAAAGCCAGACGGAGCCACAGGAACAGCAACACAAAGAAAAAACAACACACCAAGAGAAGCUCCAGGUGGAUGAGAUGCAGCCGGACCAGCCCAAGCCAGAGAAGUCCCAACUGGAGCAGGAGCAGCAGUACUACUCGCCGUCCAGGAACCGACUUCAGGAUGCUAAGGCUGUCUACAGCUUGCAGGACUAUGUGUAAAGACCCAGAAGUGGGUAAAAGCCAGGGAAUGAGGUGCCUCUCUUUGUGAGGAGGUGGAGAAAUAGAAGCAGCAGGAGGAGGAGGAGUAAUGACUUUGGCCGCGUUAUCUCCCCCUCUCAUCAGUGCUUUCGCCUACUGCAAACGUAAGCGCUGGAGGUAUUUCCGAAGCCUUGGAUCAGGCAAGAACCGGCUAUCCUCAGGCUACAAAGCCCACUGCCGCAGUGAGCAUUAAAAGAGAAGCGA
Colossoma macropomum (tambaqui) is the source of this 1765-nucleotide messenger RNA. RefSeq names its product claudin-20. Lineage: Eukaryota; Metazoa; Chordata; Actinopteri; Characiformes; Serrasalmidae. The transcript has 5 exons. Gene Ontology annotation, molecular function: structural molecule activity. The record is from RefSeq and is a predicted model, not a curated record. Gene Ontology annotation, biological process: cell adhesion; bicellular tight junction assembly. Gene Ontology annotation, cellular component: bicellular tight junction; plasma membrane. Bases 665 to 1522 code for a protein of 285 amino acids.